AUGAAGUUUCUCUGCUUACAUGGCAAAGGCACCAGUGGUGCGAUCUUCAAGUCUCAAACAGCGGCGUUACGCUCGCGCUUGUCGGAACUGAACAUCGAAUGGGACUUUGUCGAUGGCUUCCACACGACCGACCCCGCCCCGGGAGUUGAUCUCUUUUACGCACCCCCCUACUACUCCUGGUACGAGAACGACACGGUCGACGAGAUCGCGACCUGCCGCCAGCGGCUGCAGCAACACAUCACGACGCAUGGGCCCUACGACGCCGUCAUGACCUUCUCCCAAGGCGCCGCGGUAGCGUCCACAUUCGCAUUACUCCAACUCUCCGAGACGCCCGACCAACCCCUCCCCUUCAAGGCCGCGAUCUUCAUCUGCGCCGGCUCGCCGUUGCGCAUCAUGGAGCAGGUCGGCUACGAGAUCGCCCCGCAGGUGUGGGAGAAGGAUAUCCUGACGCGGAAGGCGCUCGCGGCGCAGGCCGACGCCUCGGCGAUCCUGCUGCAGGGCUCCUCGCGGUGGAACGGGAACCACGGCGGCGCGAACGAGUCGGAGGAGGACAUCCGGCGGGAGAUCACCCCGUCGCAAACCGUGCUCUCGAUCCCCACGGUGCACGUGUACGGCGCGCGCGAUCCGCGGCUCUCGGCCGGCAUCCAGCUGUCGCAGACCUGCGACCCGGCGAAACGCAGGAUGUACGACCACGGCGGCGGCCAUGAGAUCCCGCGCACGGAGGCUGUGACGAGCAGCAUUGCGGCGUUGGUGCGGUGGGCGUUGCGCGCGGGCGGAGUGAUAUAA
This is a messenger RNA of Aspergillus brunneoviolaceus CBS 621.78, 786 nucleotides long. RefSeq names its product putative EF-hand calcium-binding domain protein. Gene Ontology annotation, cellular component: nucleus; cytoplasm. NCBI's taxonomy places the organism in Eukaryota, Fungi, Ascomycota, Eurotiomycetes, Eurotiales, Aspergillaceae. The transcript is spliced from 2 exons. The record is from RefSeq and is a predicted model, not a curated record. Bases 1 to 786 code for a protein of 261 amino acids.